UAAAAUUGGUCAUCCUGCGCAGCAGUGAUAACUAAUGAAGCCAGGCACGGACAUCUUUAGUAAGGGCGAUCCUUAGCGACGUGACAACGUUUUGACGCCAGCCUAUUGGCUGUUCCAGUAAGCAUGCGCAUUCCAGAUUGGCCAAUCGCCUUGCGACUCCCACCCCACCCUCCGCCAUCUUAACAUUGGGCACUCCCGACAGUAGCAGGAUGUAGCGAAGGCUCUAGCGACCUUCUUGGUUGAGGGCAGAAUCGAGGGUGGCGUUGCUUAUACUGCCCCCGGCAUUAUCCUGGCUGGACCCACGUGGAAGCCGCGCUCAGGAUGCUGCGUCGUGAGGCCCGCCUUCGCCGCGAGUACCUGUACCGCAAGGCCCGCGAGGAGUCGCAGCGAGCCGCCCAGGAGAAGAAGGAGAAGGUUCGGCGCGCCCUGGAAGAGAACCUCCUGAUUCCCGCUGAGUUACGCAGGGAGGCUCUGGCCUUGCAGGGUUCCCUGGAGUUUGAUGAUGCCGGCGGUGAAGGUGUGACCAACCACAUGGAUGAUGAAUAUCGAUGGGCAGGGGUUGAGGAUCCUAAGGUCAUGAUCACUACCUCCAGAGACCCCAGUUCCCGCCUCAAGAUGUUUGCGAAGGAGCUGAAGUUGGUGUUCCCAGGCGCCCAACGCAUGAACCGUGGCCGGCAUGAGGUAGGGGCACUGGUGCGAGCCUGCAAAGCCAAUGGUGUCACUGACCUGCUGGUUGUCCAUGAGCAUCGAGGCACACCUGUGGGGCUCAUUGUCAGCCACCUGCCCUUCGGCCCCACUGCUUACUUCACACUGUGCAAUGUGGUCAUGCGGCAUGACAUCCCUGACCUGGGCACUGUGUCCGAGGCCAAACCUCACCUCAUCAUGCAUGGCUUCUCCUCCCGACUAGGCAAGCGGGUGAGUGUGGGUCCACAGGUUGAGGGCUGGGGGCAGGGAGUUCCAGGCUGGGCAUCUGCCGCUCUCCUUCCUCUGACGCAGGUCUCUGACAUACUCCGUUACCUGUUCCCUGUGCCCAAAGAUGACAGCCACCGGGUCAUCACUUUCGCGAACCAAGAUGACUAUAUCUCCUUCCGGCACCAUGUAUAUAAGAAGACCAACCACCGCAGUGUGGAGCUGACGGAGGUUGGACCUCGCUUUGAACUGAAGUUGUACAUGAUCCGCCUGGGCACGCUGGAACAGGAGGCCACAGCCGAUGUGGAGUGGCGCUGGCACCCAUACACCAACACCGCACGCAAGAGGGUCUUUCUGAGUGCUGAGUGAACCCACUCGUCAGGACGUGGACAUGGACCCAGGACUUGGGGAGGGGUCAGAAUAAAGUCUAUGUGCCACACCA
This is a messenger RNA of Ailuropoda melanoleuca (giant panda), 1351 nucleotides long. It is a transcript of the gene IMP4, whose product is annotated as IMP U3 small nucleolar ribonucleoprotein 4. The record is from RefSeq and is a predicted model, not a curated record. Bases 322 to 1278 code for a protein of 318 amino acids. The transcript has 8 exons. Gene Ontology annotation, biological process: rRNA processing. Gene Ontology annotation, cellular component: nucleolus; small-subunit processome; Mpp10 complex. Gene Ontology annotation, molecular function: snoRNA binding; rRNA primary transcript binding. Lineage: Eukaryota; Metazoa; Chordata; Mammalia; Carnivora; Ursidae.